Phyllopteryx taeniolatus (common seadragon) is the source of this 1869-nucleotide messenger RNA. RefSeq names its product FIC domain protein adenylyltransferase (gene ficd). The record is from RefSeq and is a predicted model, not a curated record. Bases 229 to 1581 code for a protein of 450 amino acids. Lineage: Eukaryota; Metazoa; Chordata; Actinopteri; Syngnathiformes; Syngnathidae. Gene Ontology annotation, molecular function: protein binding. The transcript is spliced from 3 exons.
UGUUUGCAGGUCGAGACGAAAAACGCCGACGAUGUGUUAUGUUUUGUAUCUCAGCGGCGUGUUAAACAACAGCUGGUGGGCGAAAGUUUUAGCCUUUCAUCGCUGCAUAUUUCUCGUCAAAAAGCGAGUUAACCCUGUGGCAUCCGCCCCGCUGCUCCCCUGGCCGGGGUACACGUAGAAAGAGUGGCGUGUGGAGCUCGAGAAUGGAGGAGUCAACCCGGAGUCGUCAUGGCGGCGGUGACUGCGUGGCGAUACGCUAGCGACCGUCUCCUCGGAGGAUGGGGCCCGCUUCUCUGCGUCUUCCUGGGCUCUCUGGUGGCCCUGCUGACGCCCCUGGUCGGGGUGGAGGACCAGUGCCGGGGCUCCCCGAACGCCAUCGCGCGGCUCCGCUGUCAGCUGCGGGGGAGCUCCCAGCAGCCCCCAGCUGUGCAGACCACCGGCCUCACUGCGCCCCUCACGGCCCUCGACCUGCUUCCUCUGAGGGCCAAGCCCAGCAAAGAAAUGAUUUUUGAGGCCAGAGCGGCGCUGCAGCAGGCUCAGGAGAUGAAGAAACACGGCAAGACGGAGAAAGCCCACAAGCUGCUGGUGCAUGCGCUCAGUCUGAAUCCAGACUACGUGGAUGCCCUGACCGAGCUGGGGACUAUUUUGGAGGAGGAGAAGGACGUGGUGCAGGCGGACCACCUGUACACUAAGGCUUUGGCCAUCUCGCCUUGUAAUGAGAGGGCCCUGAUGAGUCGAGACCGCACCCUGCCCUUGGUGGAGGAGAUUGACCAGCGUCACUUCGGCAUCAUUGACAGCAAGGUGCGCAAACUCAUGUCCAUUCCUAAAGGCAACUCUGCGCUACGUCGGGUGAUGGAGGAGACUUACUACCACCACAUCUACCACACAGUAGCUAUAGAAGGCAGCACUCUCACUUUAUCGGAGAUCCGUCACAUCUUGGAGACGCGCUACGCCGUCCCCGGCAAGAGCUUGCAGGAGCAGAAUGAGGCCAUCGGUGUGGACGCAGCCAUGAAGUACAUCAACACCACGCUGCUGUCCAGGACGGGAACCAUCAGUGUCGGUGACAUCCUGGAGAUCCACAGACGAGUGCUGGGCUACGUGGACCCGGUGGAGGGGGGCCGCUUGCGCACCAACCAAGUGUUUGUAGGCCAUCACAUCCCGCCGCACCCUCAGGACCUGCAGCGGCACAUGCAGGAGCUGGUUCAGUGGCUCAACUCCGACGAGGCCUUGCAGCUGCACCCGGUCGAGUAUGCCGCUCUCGCUCACUACAAACUGGUGUACGUGCACCCGUUCGUGGACGGCAACGGACGCACGUCGCGGCUGUUGAUGAACCUUGUGCUCAUGCAAGCGCGAUACCCGCCCAUCACCAUUCGCAAAGAGCAAAGGGCCGAGUACUACGCAGCUCUGGACACGGCCAACGAGGGCGACGUGCGCCCCUUCAUCCGUUUCAUUGCCAAAUGCACCGAGAUUACGCUGGACACCUUGUUGAUCUCCACCACUGAGCAUUCUGUGGGGCUCCCGGGGUCGAGGCAGGAGCAAGCCUGUCCUGACUGCAAACACACCAUCCCAGCUCACAACUGAUUUGGUGAUUGGAGAGCAUCUGUCAGGCCUACUUUUUACCCGAAGGGGUUGUAUAUCCAUCAGCUUCGCCUGGCUUUGUCUUUAACCUGGUGAAAUGUAUUUUGUGUGGGAACUUUAAAAGAGGUUUAAAUUUCAUGGGAGGACACGUCAGAAGUUGGGACUUGUAGGACUAUCACCUCACUUGAGAAGCUUCAAUCUAUGCCUUGUGGGACCUUUAGUUAGAAAUGGGAUAGCACUUUCAUCAUUUGAGUAUUUAUUUUCUGCAAAUAAAAGUGAUGUCAAAUCUCA